Messenger RNA from Symbiodinium natans, 525 nucleotides. NCBI's taxonomy places the organism in Eukaryota, Dinophyceae, Suessiales, Symbiodiniaceae. The record is from the annotation of a GenBank genome assembly.
AUGAACCUGGCUCCUCCAGAGUCUCCAGAGUGGAAUGGCGAGAUCAAGAUGUUCAACGACAACGGCACCGUGUUCGCAUACAUGUGGAACGCCGGCGCCCGCAUCUGGGACAAAGUCGGGGAAGUGAUGGGCAGCCAGCAGCCCAAGAAGUACUACGACGGAGACCCGGUCUUUCCGGCGGGGGAGUACGACUUCAUCUUCGACGUGGACUUAGGGGCGUCCUUCGGCACGAAGCAGCUGCCCUUCAACAAGGGGCAGAACCCGCUGGUGGCCGCGGAGUCCUUCUGCUCGCGCGAGCAGAUCCACAAGGGCAAUGCCGAGCAGAUCAGGCAGUUCAUCAUCCAAAACGCAGGGGAGGAUGCUGGAUCAGGCGGAGGUGCCCCGGCCGCCGCGAGCCCCGCCCCGCAGCCCGCGCCGUACCCCAAAGAGGCUGAGGCCAAGCUCUUUCCGGUGAUGCAGCCUGCGGUGUUCAAGGAUGGCAAGUUCGAAGCCAUCCAGGGAAAGAUCACAGAGUUCAACGGCCAG